Messenger RNA from Didymodactylos carnosus, 1782 nucleotides. NCBI's taxonomy places the organism in Eukaryota, Metazoa, Rotifera, Eurotatoria, Philodinida, Philodinidae. The record is from the annotation of a GenBank genome assembly.
AUGUCAUCCCGACGUUACAAAUCUCGGAGUAGAAGUAGAUCAAGAGAACAUGUCAGAAAAAGUCGAAAACGAACAAGAAAUUCAAGUGGAGAUGAUAGUAAUCACAAUUCACCAAUUGUUGAUCGCCAAACUCCAACUCUUUCAUCACCAGUCGUUAACAAUGAAUCAGACAGUGGUUUUUCAAGUCCCACUUCUGUUGCAGGUGAUCCACAACAAGCAUUACUGAAGAAACGACGUAGUCGUUGGACAGGAAAUGAUAAUGAUAAGAUCUUUAUUCCUGGUAUGCCGACAAUUAUACCAUCAAUGCAAUUACAAAUUGAAGAGAUGACAAGACGUCUGCGAAAUAACGACUUGGGUAUACCAAGUGCUCCAGAGGAUAGGUCGCCAUCGCCCGAACCGAUUUAUGAUAAUCAAGGAAAACGUUUAAAUACACGUGAAGUUCGUGUGAGAAAACGUUUAGAAGAAGAUCGACAUCAUCUUAUUCAAGAAAUGCUUUCAAUUAAUACAGAAUAUAAACCACCUUCAGAUUACAAACCACAACAGACAAAAUUUAUUGAUAAAGUCACGAUUCCACAAGAUGAUCAUCCAGAUGUGAAUUUCGUGGGUUUACUAAUUGGUCCACGUGGUAAUACAUUGAAAUCGUUAGAAAAAGAGACAAAUGCAAAAAUUAUCAUAAGAGGGAAAGGUUCAGUAAAGGAUGGAAAAGUAGGAGGACGAAGAGAUGGUACACCGCUACCUGGCGAAGAUGAGCCAUUACAUGCAUAUAUAACAGGAAACACGCUAGAAAUAGUUUCAAAAGCUGCAGAUCGAAUACGAGAAAUAAUCAAAACUGGAAUAGACGUACCAGAAGGUAUGAACGAAUUGAGAAAACAACAAUUAAGAGAGUUAGCUUUAUUGAAUGGAACGUUACGUGAAAAUGAUUGUCUCAUUAAGUUAAAAUUGGUUACUGAAGCAGAAAAAAUCAUCACAAAUACUAUUAUAUGUACCAUAUGUGGUGGCGCAGGACACAUAACAAGUGAUUGUAAAAUGAGAAAAAAUCCAGAUGGUACUUAUGCGACACUCAAUGAAGAUGGUACACUCCAAUCAAGUACAGGAACUAAUCGCGUUGAAAAAGAGAAAUUGGAUACAGAGUAUCAGUCAUUAAUGGCUGAACUUGGUGGUAAUAAACUACCGAACGACAGCCAAAUGAGUUUAUUGGAUCGAAAAAACAUGGUAUCCUCCAUGAAUCGAAAUCCAGGACCUAUUCUAGCUCUUCCGUCUUCGCAAUCAUCUUCAUCUCUAAAUGGCGAUGCUAAUAACAAUAAUAUGAUGAUGAACAGCAACAAUCCACCAUCUUUGAUGUCGAUUAAUAUUAAUCCGUCAUCAGACAAAUCCAAUUAUUCUAGUAAUAAUAAUAACAAUAAUAAUGAUGGGUUUGGCUUCUCAAAAAAUUAUAACAAUUCCAAUUACUCUUCGUUUUCAAAUAAUGACUCAAUUCCUUCACUGAUGUCUUCAAACAAUCAAUCGUGGUCAACAUCAACAAGUCAGCAGCAAUCAUACAGUUCAAAUUAUACUGCACCUACUAUACCAACUCCCCCGCCAGCACAACAGCAACAAAAUAUGUCUAAUCAAUGGGCUCAAUGGAAUCAAUGGAACGCUGCUGCAUAUUGGAAUCCAAUGUGUUGGUCAGGUUAUAACUAUCCAUCAACCGCACAAAUGCCUCCUUUGCCAAGCGCUCCAGCAGCAGUUAUUCCACCACCACCGCCGCCUCCUCCACCACCUCCUCCUCCACCUCUGAAUUGA